AAAUAAACGCAGAUUCUGAAUUAAGCAAAGGCUCAUUUAUGCUGAAGGCAACUCUCCCCUGAUGACCCUUUGGAGUUGUGUGAGGGGAGACUGGGUUGCAGUUGGUCCCUUCAGGGAUCUAGUGGAACAUGUUGAUGUUACUCAAGCAAUACACAUUAUCAUUGCAGCAGGGCUGCUUUUCCUAUUUUUUUAUUAAAUGAAUGUGUCUCUCAGUGUCUAUGAAGAAACUUUCUAUCUUCCCUGAAUAUGGUUCUUGUGAUAGAUUGCGCAGGCGCAAUCUGCUACCCGGAAGUGACGCCGCUUACGUCACUGCGUCUCCCAGGGCAGCAGGAGCGGCGGCCAGGACCUAUCAUGGCGGCGGAUAGUGUUGCAUCUCCCGGCCGCUAAGUGUGCGGGCACCCGCUCCGUCCUGUCCCCUCCGGUGGGGCGGUGUUACGGUAGGCUCUGCAUGCGAGGCCGGAGCGGGGGGUGUGGGAAGAGUGAGGAAGUACCGCCAUUGCCUCCAGUCAUUCCGGAACGUCUUAAAGGAGCCGCUUCCCUAUUGUGGGUCCCCCAGCUUUGGGUGAUGACCAAGGAGGGGAAAGCAGGGCUGCUCUGAAGGGACAGUGACACUAAACUCUUUCUUUUACUUGAAUUUGCCUGGGGGUAUGAACAGCAAUUGCUAGUACUGUCCUACACCUCUGGGGUAAAUCGGUGCAAGAGCUGACACUCUAUGCAAGUCUCAUUAGUCCUCCCUUAUAGAUUAUUAGAUUUCUUAUCAUUAUUCCCUCUGAAACUUGACUGCAGAGCCCUGAACCGUGUUGUCCUGACUGUGACACUUCUCCCAUGACUUCUUCCAAUUAGAAACCUGUGUGCUGCACUAUCACAUCAGACUACCAAAGAGCCUUCACUUCAACAAGAGCUUCCACUCCUUUUAUUAAAAUCCCUUAUCAACUAAUUGCAACCGCUGCCUUUCGACAAUCUCCUUAAAGAACCAGACUGGUCUCUCUCUCUCUCUCUCUAUAUAUAUAUAUCUAUAUUUUUAUUUGCCAAGUGUCCUGUUCAUCCUAUGGGGCAGCAGCCUGGAAAAGUCCUUGGGGACCAGAGGAGGCCAAGCCUGCCUGUCUUACCCUUCAUUAAAGGAGGGGGAAAGAAGGAUUCCGCUAAGCAUGCUGGGCCGCACUGUAACGUCUUUGUGGAGCACGAAGCCUUGCAGAGACCCACAGUUUCCGACAUCGAACCUCAAGGUCUGAGUGAAGCUGCACGUUGGAAUUCCAAGGAGAAUCUUCUGUCUGGGCCAAGUGAAAAUGACCCGAACCUCUUUGUUGCACUGUAUGACUUUGUGGCCAGUGGAGACAACACUCUCAGUAUCACCAAAGGUGAGAAGCUGCGAGUGUUGGGCUACAAUCACAAUAGAGAGUGGUGUGAGGCCCAAACCAAAAAUGGCCAAGGUUGGGUCCCCAGCAACUACAUCACACCAGUGAACAGCCCUGAAAAACAUUCCUGGUACCAUGGACCGGUGUCUCGCAACGCUGCUGAAUACUUGCUCAGUAGUGGAAUUAAUGGCAGCUUUUUGGUGCGGGAAAGUGAGAGCAGCCCAGGCCAAAGAUCCAUAUCCUUACGAUAUGAGGGCAGAGUGUACCACUAUAGGAUCAAUACUGCGUCUGAUUGCAAGCUCUAUGUGUCAUCCGACAGCCGAUUUAACACCCUUGCAGAGCUGGUCCACCACCACUCAACCGUGUCAGACGGACUCAUCACCACACUCCACUACCCUGCCCCGAAACGCAAUAAACCCACUAUUUACGGGGUGUCCCCCAACUACGACAAAUGGGAGAUCGAGAGGACUGACAUCACCAUGAAGCACAAGCUAGGUGGCGGCCAGUAUGGAGAGGUGUAUGAAGGAGUGUGGAAGAAGUACAACUUAACUGUGGCUGUUAAGACUUUGAAGGAAGACACAAUGGAGGUGGAAGAGUUUUUAAAAGAGGCGUCUGUCAUGAAAGAAGUCAAACACCCAAACCUGGUGCAAUUACUUGGUGUGUGCACACGGGAGCCCCCAUUUUACAUCAUCACAGAGUUCAUGACGUACGGGAACUUGCUGGAUUACCUGCGAGAUUGCAACAGGCAGGAAGUGACUGCGGUGGUGCUGCUGCACAUGGCGACUCAGAUCUCCUCCGCCAUGGAAUAUUUAGAGAAGAAAAACUUUAUCCACAGGGAUCUUGCAGCCAGGAACUGCCUCGUAGGGGAAAACCACUUGGUGAAAGUAGCCGAUUUUGGACUAAGCCGGCUGAUGACUGGAGACACAUACACUGCCCACGCUGGUGCCAAGUUCCCUAUCAAGUGGACCGCUCCGGAGAGCCUGGCUUAUAAUAAGUUCUCAAUUAAGUCUGACGUGUGGGCUUUUGGUGUCCUGCUCUGGGAAAUUGCUACCUACGGCAUGUCCCCAUAUCCUGGCAUUGAUCUUUCCCAAGUAUACGAGCUGCUGGAGAAGGAUUACCGCAUGGAACGUCCUGAAGGCUGCCCGGAGAAAGUCUACGAACUCAUGAGAGCAUGCUGGCAGUGGAAUCCAUUGGACAGGCCAUCCUUUGCUGAAAUUCAUCAAGCUUUUGAAACCAUGUUCCAAGAGUCGAGCAUAUCUGACGAGGUGGAGAAGGAACUGGGAAAGAAGGGCUUAAAAGUGACAGUGAGCAACCUCCUCCAAGCCCCAGAGCUGCCAACAAAAACAAGGACAACCAGGAGAGUGCCUGAGAGCAAGGACGAGAACGCUGAUACUGCCAGCGUUAGAGCUGCCGGCGAGCUUGAUGCAUUUGAGCCUGAAUCAGCCGUUUCACCCCUUCUGCCUCGGAAGGAGAGAGGAGCAGGCGAUGGGCGUCUUCCUGAUGAUGACCGUCUGCUACCUAAGGACAAGAAAACCAACCUCUUUUUUAGCACCCUGAUCAAAAGGAAAAAGAAGACUGCGCCUACUCCUCCCCAGCGCAGCAGCUCUUUCCGAGAUAUGGAAGGGCAUUCUGAAAGAAGAUGUAAAGAAGGGGAGGGCAAGGAGGCCAGCAAUGGGGGAGAGCUGCUAGAUGCAUUUAAAUUUUCAACCAAUGGCACAGCUCUCAGUAAUGGUUCCAUCCAAGGAAGCACUGGAUUUCUGUCAUCGCAGUGGAAGAAAUCAAGUACAAUGACCGGACGUCAAGCUUGUCCCAGUGAGGAGGCAAUAUGCAGCACAAGCAAGCGCUUUUUAAGAUCGUGCUCUGCUUCCUGCAUGCCUCAUGGUGCUAAGGACACAGAAUGGAAAUCGGUAACCCUGCCCAGGGAAAUUACAUCAUCACGGUGCUUGCUGGACACGCCUGUUUCCAACAGUCUCAAGAAAACAGAGAAACCAGCACUGCCUCGUAAGAGAGGGAACGAGAGCAAACCUGAAGGUACACAAGGGACAGUCACUCCUCCUCCUCGCCUGCCCAAAAAGUGUGAAGAUCCCACAGAUGAGGUGUUUAAGGAUUCUGACCCCAGCCCAAACUCCAGUCCAUCUAGCCUGACACCCAAAUUGCUGCGCAGGAAACAAGCCGGGCCUGCUAGUGCACCCUUACAGAAAGAGGAGGCAAGUAACAUCAGGCUUGGCUCUGUCACCUCUGACACUGGACCCUCUACCAAACAGACCUCAUUUGCUGGGAAAUCCGAAGCAGAACUUCGACUCAGGAGACCCAAAACAUCUGAACCUGCCUCCAAGGACAAAGUGAAAGUAUUAAAAGUGAAACCGUCUCCGCCUCUGCCACUUUCCUCCAUUGGUUCCUCAUCAUCUGCCUCGGCCAACCUGGGGAAAGUUUCAAAACCACCCUCUCAAAGUCCCAGCCACGAUAUCAGUCCCAGCGAGCCAAAGCACAAGCCAACAAGUCAGACGGAUGAGCUUUCCAAAACGCACCCUGCUGUGCCAGACAGUUCCAAGAAGCCUGUCCUCCUAUCCAGCUCCAAGCCCCAGGUCACAGGGAAGCUUUCUGGAGGCAUGGCUGCUGGUGGUGACCAGUCACAACAACCGGCUCCAUCUUCAUCUUCCUCCACUGCAUUUGUUCCCCUUAUCUCCACCCGAGUCUCCUUACGCAAGACUCGCCAGCCGCCCGAAAAACACAGCAGCCCUGUCACCAAGGAGACUGUAUUGGCAAGUACAGAAUGCCUAAAGGCUGCCAUCACUCGUAAUUCAGAGCAAAUGGCUAGUCAUAGUUCAGUGCUGGAGGCUGCCAAGAACCUGCAUGCGUUCUGCACCAGCUAUGUAGACUCAAUUCAACAAAUGAGGAAUAAGUUUGCUUUCCGGGAAGCCAUCAGCAAACUUGAGAACAGCCUGCGGGACCUACAAAUUUGCCCCACCCCUGCUGCAGCAGGGGGUGGAGCUGCCACAUCUCAGGACUUCAGCAAGCUGCUCACCUCUGUGAAAGAGAUCAGCGAUGUGGUGCAGAGGUAGCAUGACGUGGCCUCCAGGUGGUGAAUAUGUAUGGUGGGCAUCAGGGCAUGUUGGGAAGGGCUCAGGCCGUGCUGAGAUCAGGGUGUUGACAAGGCCGACCAUGGGUGCUUUAUAACUGUUCGAGGCUUUAUGAAUGUGCCAGGCACUGGGGUUUGACAACAUGCAUUCAAGCUCGCCAUGUGCUCUGGGGUUAAAUCUAAGUGGCCAGACUUGCACAUCAACCUCACUUUUUUCCCUCUCAUUUUUGUGAGACUGAUGUUCUUCUCUCUGACACAGACUUUUAUGGUCUACAGGUUUUUUGUUUGUUUUUUCCAAACCCUUAAAUGGCAAAAAUGCUGUACAGUGAAGUGCGAUGAGGGUUUUCUCAUGCGAAGGUAAUGCUAAUAAAGCAGCACGGAGGGUUUCUAAAGCAGUAUUUUAAGCACAAAAACCUUACCUCUGUCCACCACUGUUGCUUCCCACUGCCUCACAUCAGUCAUCUCACACAUGCCACCCCCUGCAGUUAUUAAGUUCCAACGCCCCAUAAAAGCCCAGUGCUGCAGUUUUACCUAGAGAGCGGUGCAGCGAAAUAGGCUGAUGGCAUACAUUCAACCUAAAGAUGGUCUAGCGACCUCAAUAGCACAGCCGAACAUUCCAGCAGAUUCCAUACGGAUCAGCAUUCCACUACAUGUACCGACUCAUCCCCGCUGCUGGGUAAGUGAAAGCACAGGUUUUUCAGCAGCAAUAAAAAACAUUACACUAAAAAAUGUCAAAUACCUGAGGACUUGAUCUUUAUGUUUAACGAUUUUAAGUGCAAUUACCGUUUUUUUUUUUUUCUUUUUAACCAAAUAAGAAGCCAGAAUGGAAUCCCGGGGAUAUGGAUGCCUAUGUCUAUUGCCCUCAACUUGAAUAUAGGAGAAGAUAAAGAUAUAUUCAGUAUGGAGCUGCUUUCGUUGCCACCUGGCGAUUCUAUCACUUGAUUGUGCCUCAGUCCCCUUUGCACCCUGUACCCCCCCUUUUCCAAAAGGCUCCUAUGAAAAUGUGUAUUAUAUUGUAUUAUGCUAAUAUCACCUGUGUAUGUUUUCCCCCAUGUUUUAGACGUUUACAGUUAUUUUGCCAUAUUUCUGUAUAAAAUUCCAGCUCGCUCACGAGGAUAUAUGAUUUUUUUUGUUAUUGUAAAGAAUAAAUUUACACACAUACAGCUGCCUUUAACACUUUCCUCUCUAACUGGAUUCACUCUGGCACCAAAGAGGUUAAAUCACCAUCAACACUCAUACCUUUUUAUAACUAGUGCCUUGUCCAUAAAGCCUUUUUCCUACACAGUGAUAGAUUUGAUCAGCACUUUAGGGUAAAAAUCAUAUCACUAUCACUGACAAAUACAUUAAUCAAUCUCACUCCUUGCACUUUCCAGGUUGCAUCUUACAAAAUAAGCCUGGGGUUUCCAGCCUAGGUAAACACUGCCCCUGACUCCUGCCAUUCAAGAAACCGUGUAAAGUGAUAUCAUUUUAUAUAUAGGACCUACCUAGAAAUCUGAUGCCAUGGUGGACCAAUAUAUGUCUUGCGUUCCUUCUUUUAUUGGCCAGCUGUUACUUUUUUUUUUUUUAAUUUACUAGGGGCAAGGUGAUCAUGAAGCACAGGGUAUAGAGGUCAAGACCAUUGCAUAUUUCAUAUGGAUGAACAAACACUGAAUUGAUUUAGCCAAAUCUGAACCCUAAUUUCCAUAUACAGUAGAACCUCAAUUUUCCAUCCCCUGAUUUUAAGUUUUCCCUCAUUUUACAUUGUUGUUUUGUGCUCCCACCUAUAUAUUAGGCAUAAUACAUUUCCCUGAUUUUACAUAUCCCUGGAUUUUACACAAUUUCUUUCUGGUCCCCUAAAAAAGUAAAAUGGGGGUUCUUCUGUAUUUUAAUUUGAAAAUGGCAUAUCCAAACCCUAAAAAGAGUCUCAAUCUGAAUAGUACAAAAAAAGUACUGGGAUUUGGCUGAAUUCAGAACCCAGCCCUAGUGAGCCCUGUCACCCGGGGUCUGUCGGUGGCAGGUGUGUGCAUAGCCAAUGAGGGUGGUAUUGGAAGGAGAGCAAGGGGUAGUCAGUGGCAGCAGGGACCUGGAGGUCAGGUCUUCCACUAGCCCCAAGGGUCUCCAAUCUGUUGAUGUUUGUAAGGCCUGCCGCCAUAUGCAAUGCCACUUACUGGCAACACUGACCAGUUAAAGAAGGCUGCUGUUGGAUAUUCUUUACUUGAGAUCAUCCUUUGGCACAUAUUUAAAUAUUGCUGUAGCCUCCUAGCUGUAGGAAGCCAUUUUUGUCCACAUGCGCCUUUAUCUAGAUCCCACAAAGCAUGUAUGAAAUGUUCUGCGUGUAAUCCAGUAACUUGUUAAUGUGCCUUUAAGCCACACAUGCCUAGUUUGUUGGACAGGGGUGAUUUGUGCUUGCAGAACAACCUUAGGGUUGUAGCAGGGAAUCACCAGGAGAACCCUAUAUCCAAUGCCAGUGUGGUGGCACUGUAUUUUAACCUCUUACAUGCCAGAGUCAAUUCAUUGCUAAAGGAAGCCAUAAGACACUGCAGUCUCGUUGUUGGACGAGUGUGUGAUCAGCUAAACACAGCACUGAGUAAAUAAAUAUGUGAAAUUGUUACCUGUCCCUGCAAUUAAAAAGGGGCCACAAGGUACUUUUUUUUUCUUUUCGUUUUUAUAUUCUGCACCAACGUUUUGUCCGAAAACCGCCACUUUCGAUUCACUUUCUGUAAAUAAGCGUUAAUUUCCUGUCAUGCCUGUGGGGCAAUUUUACAAGUUUUGUCAAAAUACAAACCAUUUCAGUA
Messenger RNA from Xenopus laevis (African clawed frog), 7208 nucleotides. It is a transcript of the gene abl1.S, whose product is annotated as ABL proto-oncogene 1, non-receptor tyrosine kinase S homeolog. Gene Ontology annotation, cellular component: cytoplasm; nucleus; cytoskeleton. The coding region runs from base 1049 to 4417 and encodes 1122 amino acids. The transcript has 11 exons. NCBI's taxonomy places the organism in Eukaryota, Metazoa, Chordata, Amphibia, Anura, Pipidae. The record is from RefSeq and is a predicted model, not a curated record. Gene Ontology annotation, molecular function: non-membrane spanning protein tyrosine kinase activity; transferase activity; kinase activity. Gene Ontology annotation, biological process: regulation of cell adhesion; signal transduction; regulation of cell motility.